AUUUUUUAUAAAAAGUUGUAGAUUAGUUAUCGUGUGCAUUGUUCGUUCGCGAGUAGAAUCGUCGUUUCAAUUCGUGAAUCAAUCUUGGCAAGGAUUUUAAUCGUUUUAAACGAGAUAAUGUAAAAAAAAAAAAAAAGAAGAAAAGAAAAAAAGAAAGAAUCUAAUGGCCUAAAUCAAAUUCGUUGAUGGACAAAUUGCGACUCACGUGCGAAACUAUCGCCUCGACGGAGGGAAAAUCACUCUCGUGACUCUCGUGACUCUCGUGACCAUAGGGACGAGUGAUCGCUUUAAACGAUUCCCAUUAUUCAAUUCCUCGGCGAGCCCUUGCUCGAAAAAUACCGUCGUCAAAAAUUCUUUCGAUUCAGACACGUCGUUCCAUCCAUCCUGCGCGUUCGCUUUUCCUUUCGUUUCUUUUCUCUUCCCAGUUGUAGUUAGAAUUAAUUUAUAUACAUCGAAACAUUCAAUUUUCUCUCUGUUUUGUUCUCCUGUUACAGAUACAGUCGGGCAGAAAUUCACAGGAUACACGAUGAUCACUCGAGCAAAAUUAUGGUGGAAAAUGGUGUGUUCCGGCCAGCAGAGAGGUAAUACAGAUGUGAGAAGAUCGAGUGUUCGCCGUGACAGUGACAUCGAACGUUGCGAGGUGUCGAGAUCGAGGAUUCGAGAGAGGGGAAGAAGAUAUGAGAGAGAUCGUGCGAAUAAUCGCGCGGAUAAUGCGCAAGAAACGAGCACGGAGAAGAUCGAGGAACUCGACGACGGCCACGGUGUCUAAGAAGCAGGGAAGAAUCGGCACACGUUACACAAGUAUAUUUGCCGGACUAGCGGCGCAUUCCAGUCAAAUAUCCGUGGGGCUUGGCCAAGGAUUUAGCGCGAUUCUACUUCCGCAAUUAUUGGAGGGCGAGCUGGUCGAUCAAGAGCAAGCCUCUUGGAUCGCCGCGUUGGGAGUUAUCUCGAAUCCCCUGGGUUCCCUGAUCUCCGGCCUGUGCGCGGAAUGGUUUGGAAGAAGAUCGGCCAUCGCUUUGGCUACUUUUCCAUACGCCACAGGAUGGCUGUUGAUAGCUUUGUCGAAUAGAGCCGUGUCCAUGCUGUACGUGGGCAGAUUCGUCAAUGGUAUCGGUAUAGGGAUGACCAAUGGCAUUUAUCUUUACGUCAGCGAGACUGCCGCGCCAAAUCAAAGGGCCUGGUUAGGAAGUUGUGGUCCGGUUCUGGUUUCCCUAGGAGUUUUGAUGAUUUACACGCUGGGAGCGUUCACCUCGUGGCGUAGAGCCGCCGCGAUCAGUAUCGGCCCUUCCAUCCUCUCUUUGGCAUUGUCACGCAUAAUCCCAGAAACACCGGCUUGGCUGGUUGCUCGAGGACGGAACGAAGAGGCAAAGGAGUCGCUGUUGUGGCUAAGGGGAUCUAGCUCGAGCACGGACAAGGAGUACGAGGAGCUUUGCGAGGAAAAUGUGAAAAGAGAAAAGGAAAGGGAGAGUCUGUUGAAAGCUCUACACAUGCCAAGCGUGUGGAAGCCUUUCCUCGUCCUCCUCGUUUUCUUCGCGUUUCAACAAAUGUCCGGAAUUUACAUAAUCCUCUUCUACACGGUGAACAUUCUCGAGGACAUCGGUAUCGAGUUGAACGAGUAUUCGGCCAGCGUUGGGAUAGGCGUGAUACGAUUGUUCGCCUCAAUAGCCGGAGCCGGUCUGGCGAACAGUUUCGGCAGGAAAACUCUGGCUUUCCUCAGCGGCCUAGGAAUGACGAUAUCCGCUGUAGGGGUUGCUCUCGCGUAUAGGUUCAAACUGCCGUAUGUGGUAUCCUUGGCGUGCAUCGGAGGCCACGUGGGUUUCUCCAUGUUGGGAUAUCUCACCUUGCCCUGGGUAAUGACCUCUGAGCUGUAUCCGUUAAGGUUCAGGGGUCCACUGGGGGGCAUCACCACAAGCAUAGUGCAAAUGUUGACGUUCGCCAUCAUUAAGAUGUAUCCGAGCCUGCACGACAUGGUCGGGAUCGAAUCCACGAUAUGGAUAUUCGCCGCUGCCUCCAUCCUAGGCGCUAUAUUCGCAUUGACCAUUCUACCCGAGACGAGGGGUCGAAGCUUGGACGAGAUCGAAAGAGGAUUUUCGAAGAAGACAUCCGAGCCGAAUUCUUCGACCGACGUUCAACCGACUAUCUUCGUCCAGCCUAAAAAUAUUACGCUUCAGAGAUUUGCCUCGAUCACGGAAGAGAAACAUCGUAAUAAUAAUAUGACGACGAACGCGUAUACGUACGAUAAUUUCUGUUUGGAUUUAACGUCGGACGGAGAUACGGAGAAGAAGGAAGUUGAAAAGAAUUCCGACACGAGUCGUACGAAUGUUGCCAAUGCCAUCACGUUGGAAACACGUAUACUUGAUUAAAUACGAUCAAUAAUUCAAUGGAUAUUGUUUUCUUUUUCUUUUCUUUUUUUUUUUUUAUUAAAGAAAACAAUCGAUGAUUGUCAAUCGUCACAUAACGAAAAUAGACAUUUUCCGAGAUUUCACUUGUAUUGUGAUAUCUUAUCGAUAAACGUAUAUAUAUAUAUAUAUAUUUAUUGAACAAAUCUUAACUAUGCAAAAUGAAAAAUUCACCAGUAUUACAAAUAUUUCUGUGACUUUGUUUAUCGAAUGUGUUCUUAGAAGUGGUGAAACGAGUUAAUCGUGAAUAUUUUUAAUAUGAUUACGGAGGAAUGAUUUCUUCUUCCUCUUUUAACAAUGAUUAUGCAAUUUAAGGAAACGAUUGUUAAUGUAUUAUAUAACGUAUGGUGAAAAAAAUAAAUAGAAUUUUGUUGAACGUUUCAAUUGAA
This is a messenger RNA of Apis florea (little honeybee), 2788 nucleotides long. Its product is annotated as facilitated trehalose transporter Tret1. The record is from RefSeq and is a predicted model, not a curated record. NCBI's taxonomy places the organism in Eukaryota, Metazoa, Arthropoda, Insecta, Hymenoptera, Apidae. Gene Ontology annotation, cellular component: membrane. Gene Ontology annotation, biological process: transmembrane transport. Gene Ontology annotation, molecular function: transmembrane transporter activity.